AUGGCAGCUGCGGGGCGACGAUGGCACAGGCGGCCAUGGUCGAUGGCCGCUGCGAUGAUUUGCGCGUUGGGUCUGGGCUUGGCUGCCGCAUUUGUUGGCCCAGCCUCCGCAGCCAAAGAUGCUGCAACUGCAAGCCUACGGAGGCCAAGCUCAUGGCCUUUAGGGGCCGAGGGCCGCAGCAGUUCUGGACCUGGCCUAGCCUUGUCUGUCCUGAUCGCUGGGGCAGGUCCUUCAGGGCUGCUGCUGGCACACCGCUUGCUCUCGGCCGGGGCAUCGGUGCGUCUCGUCGAAGGCCGACGUGAUCCGCGGACGGACAAGUCGCUUCAGGGCCGCGCCUAUGCGCUGGGCCUGGGCAUCCGGGGGCGCACAGCCAUCAGGACAGCUGGAGAGGAACUCUGGGCAUCCAUCAAGCCAAACGGCUUUGCCAGCGAGCGGUUCAAGCUCCACCUUUCUCCCAGCUUCGCCAUCGACCUUCGUACCCCAGAAGACAACAGCGGGCUGGAGCCCAGCCUUCUCAUCUACCAGUCUGAUCUUUGCUCCGCAAUGUUGGAUGACUUGGAACGUUCUUUCUCAGGAACUGGGAGGCUGCAGACUUCCUUCGACACUCGCUUGAAGUCUGCGGAUCCCAUUGCAGGUUCGGCAGUGCUCCAAUCGGGUGACAAGUUGGAGGAGCUGGCCCCAGUGGACGUGAUCGCUGGCUGCGACGGCGUGAAUUCUGCAGUCCGAGCGAGCAUCGCCGACGCGUGUGCCGGCUUCAAGGUUGAGCAGAAGCAGUUGCCUGGUAGCCUGAAGGUUCUGCGAUUUCCGCAGAUGCCUGAGAAAUUGGAUCCGACCGCCGUCCACGCCAUACCGGGCAAGGGCGGGACCUCUGCAUUCGUGGAACCCACAGCUCGUGGAGGCUGCGCCCUCAUCAACUGGAGGGAACCAGGGCAGGAUGCGAAGACAGAGCCGGGCCUCGGAGACCUCACAGAUGCUGCCAAGGCACGGGAAGUGUUGGCGGCGUCCUUUCCCCUUAUCGCAGAUGCGAUGGACGAGGAGUCCGCCAAGCAGUUCGUGUCGCAAAAGGCUUCUCGUGCUUCCACCGUGAAGUGCAAUACAUACUCCUUUGGGAGGGCCGUGCUCUUGGGUGAUGCGGCCCAUUCUACGGGGGGUGCCAGUGGGCAGGGCUGCAACUCUGCGCUGCAGGACGCAGUGGUCUUGGCUGAGAUUCUGCAGAAAGAAGUUGCGGAUGCCGGGCACGAUGUGCCUGAGGCUUUGGCCCUGUACUCGAAAAAACAGGUGCCGGAAGGUCACGCCUUGCUGGACCUGUCGCUGGGCCCCGGCGAUUCUGCCGGUCCUUUGAGACGAUCACUUUAUGGGGCCGCUUCUUUCGCAGGGACACUUUUGAGCAAGCUUGGGCUGGCGGAGCCGCCUCUUCAGACACAGCUGACGACCUGCCUGACCUCCUUCACAGAAAUUCGUCGAGACCGAGACCUGUACUUCGGAGAUUUUCCGAGCCAGGAGGAGUUUGAUCGUGAGAUUGAGAAGAACACGGCGUGA
Messenger RNA from Symbiodinium sp. CCMP2456, 1539 nucleotides. NCBI's taxonomy places the organism in Eukaryota, Dinophyceae, Suessiales, Symbiodiniaceae. The record is from the annotation of a GenBank genome assembly.